Messenger RNA from Trichoderma virens Gv29-8, 786 nucleotides. RefSeq lists its product as uncharacterized. Lineage: Eukaryota; Fungi; Ascomycota; Sordariomycetes; Hypocreales; Hypocreaceae. The transcript is spliced from 7 exons. The record is from RefSeq and is a predicted model, not a curated record. Bases 1 to 786 code for a protein of 261 amino acids.
AUGACGCCGCCUCUUGUCCCCCUGUCGCUUGUGCAGCCGUUCCCAUGGUUCAGGGCCAAUAGGACCGCUGCCACCAACCCAGCAUCUGGCAUAAGUCCGUUUACAUUAGCGACGGUGGCAGCCAAUGCUUGCAUCUCGUGUGUGAUGAUCGGUGGAUGGUGCAGGCACAAGAUUACGACUACUUGUACCUUGUACUGUCUCUGGCCGGUACCCAGGCAACCAUGGAAAGGCACCAACACCGCUCCAAAGCACCAGGCAUUGGAUGAAACCCUCCACAUGCGGAAGAGCCUGUCUAUCACAUCACACACCGCACGUAGGAUGCUGACGACUUACGCCCCGAUGGAUGGGAAAUUGGAAUUCUGUCAACAAGACGCAAUCAAAUCAAUGGCACGAUUGCAGUACCGUGCUAUAGGUACUGAUAGCAAAGAUUCCUUCCUUCCGGUCGUUUCCCCGGCUCUCCAAAGUCCGGGAAUGGGGCACCAUGGCUUGCACGGCGUUUUGACUAGCGUUACAUGGCCCGGAUGGAAAGACACCGCAAGUACAUACGGGGGAAUAGUUGCGUCCAACAGCCUAUCGGACGUUUACCAGGCCUCGCUUAAGGCACACCAGCUGAAGAUGGUCCUCGACUACUCGUAUGCUAAUGGGCGCGAUUCCACUCUUUGCCGCACGACCAUCAUGGCCAUGGUGAAACUGGCGAUUCUCAAGGCUCGUCGUGCGGGAAAAGCCAUCGGGCCUGGAGAGGAGCUGGGCUCCGUACGGAGUACAGUAGUGCUCUCAGUAGCUUAG